Molecule: messenger RNA, 4410 nt
Organism: Plodia interpunctella (Indianmeal moth)
Lineage: Eukaryota; Metazoa; Arthropoda; Insecta; Lepidoptera; Pyralidae
Exons: 9
Coding region: 389-1627 (412 amino acids)
Source: RefSeq, a predicted model, not a curated record
GAAAUAUGUCCGCAAUGGAGGAGAAAAUAAAUGAAUUCGUUCGUAUCGAUAUGAUAUGAUUUACAUAUAUUAUUUUAAGUGCCUUAUAGUGUGCCUUUUAAAAAAAUAACAUGUGUCUAUAGUGCCUUAUGAAAAAAAUAAUUUCUAUAAAAAAGUGUAAAAAAAAAUAAACAAUAUUAAAUUUGAAAAAUAAAUAGUUACAUACAGCCAGUAUUGUAAAUGCGUCUAGCACAACGGUAAAACGAAAAAAUAAAUAGAGUUCUUUUUUCAAACAACGCGCUUUGAAAACUAUCAAUAUUUUUAAAUAAACAGAUUUUAAAAAGAAAUAAACGCGAGCAUAUGACGUCAUACAGCCUAAUAUCAAUGCUGUUUAAAUUAUAUAUAAAAAAUGGCAAAUGUAGGCAAAGUUUUGGCCACAAUAAAAGCCGUUAUAACGAGACUAGUGUUUGCCUGUCACGGUAUCAUAGCAAUAUGGCAAGUGACGUUAUUUAAAAACAAUAUAGAGUAUUGGUAUUUGGCGUCACCGAUUUUGCUGUUGAUUUUUGAAGGAAUCUUCACGCUGACCAUCAAGGAAAAUCAGGAGUGGAAAUGGUUCUGUCCAUCCGUGUUCAUCUACCUGGGGCUGGUGGUACCGGCGAUAUGGCUGCUGGAGCUACACAAGGUGGACAUGCGACUGGCCAACAAGAGCAGCAUAACCAACAAUACUGCUUAUGAGACUGAAAUCCCAAUACCCGGGGCGACCAAGAUCCCCACAGACAUGUGGGUGACGUUGAUCGAGCAGUUCCUCAUGCUGACACUCAUAGUCGGGAGGUGGCUGCUGCCUAAGGGAGACCUGACUCGCGACCAGCUCAGCCAACUGUUACUGGUUUAUAUUGGCACGGCAGCAGAUAUCAUAGAAUUCUUCGACUCGUUCAAAGACGAGAAGGUUGCCACGGAGAAGGUUCUAGUCCUGUUGACCCUGGCCAUCUGGUCGUGGUCACUGGUCCAGUUCACGGUGGUGCUGACAGCAACCAAGUCCAGGAAAUCCCGGGGCGCGGCUAAUAGGUCUGACAUGAAUAGUCGCGCCUGCUGCUGCUCCAUAGAAGUUUGCGCUAUCAUUAUGAAUAUCGCCCUUCAGGACGCGCCAUUCUUGGCGUUUCGACUCCUCAUCAUAUGUCACUAUAAGAUUGUCAAUUAUAUGAACAUAUUCUUCACUUGCAAGAACACCUUGGUAAUAUUACUACAAAUAUAUCGUCUGUAUGUGCUCCAUCUGGAGACGGUAGACGACGGCAAUGGCGGCUCCGUGUACAGGAAGAGAGAGAAACGCAAGCACAAGGGAGAGAAGAAAGACAAGGACAAGAAACACAGGAAACACAAAGAGAAGAGACACAAAAAAUAUGAAACAGGAGAGACGUCAAUAUCGAUGAUCAGUGACAGGAGACACGACAAAGUGGACGGCAGGAGGAUUAGAGCUAUAUUGCUGACAAAUUCUGAUGAGAUUCGAGAGCUGGAGUUGUCGACGCUAUUCAAGGACCAAAUGUCUACGGAAAAUGAAAAGAAAAAGAGCUCAAAGAAAAAACAAAAAUCACAAUCGUCCGAAGAAUCCUUGAACAACAUUCACCACACCACUGAUGACUCAGGGAUUUGACAUCAUCGAGUCCGCCGCGAGAGCCCCAAACGUAGCCCCAGACACAAGGACAGACACGACAGGCACAAAGACAAGAAGAGCAAGAGGAAGCGAGAUAGCAGCACUAGUGAUUCCAGCUCGAGUUGAAAGCAAUGUUGAUUCUUGUGCCUUGUUGUGAAAAAAAAAAUGUGGCUACGGUUUUGGCUGUAUGCGGUGUGUUCCUUCGUUUUGGCGGGAUUUCGGAUGACGUGUUGCAUUUUGGAUUUCGCGCCACAGAUCAACAAGACUCCUUUUUCUAACAGUACCUAAGUAUAUCUACUUAAAAUAAUUAUAUGUUGGUACGCAUUUUUAGCCACGGAUCCAUUAGGACUCGGUUUGAGGCAUUCAUAGGGCCUAUAAGCAUUCAUAGCCAAAAUUAAAGAUGUCUCUUUCUACCAUUUUACUUCACGUGACCGAGGUACCUCAAACCUUGUGUUUUAUAUACUAUACAAUGCCUUAUUUACCCGCAACGGGAACUCUGAAGUACUGACCUUAGAUUGUCACCUAUUGCAAAUUGCCCGUAGUAGUGACGGAUUUAUCAGUAGGCUGGCGGCAUAAUUAAAAUGUUAUUAGAUUUCACCACAUAACUUGUCCGAUUGAGGAAUUUGACGUUUUUUUACAUUACGUAUAUGCGAUUGCGGUGCAGGAACGAAUAACAUGACUUUUUGUAAAGCAUACCUGGCCAAAAUGACAGUUCGAAAUGGCGGCAAAAUUUGAAUUGCCUUCCGGCGGCAAUUGUUUUAAGUCGCCACUCACAAUCCGGCACGUCUUCUAGGUUCAGAUAUGCUGACUCUGAGAGGACCAGUCGCUUGUAUCUUGUGAAAUAGAAUUCUAAGAACGUUGUAGUGAUUUUUGCCUGCAAAUGUUGAUAUAUGUAUAAUAUAAAUUAUACCUAAUAGUUGUUUUCAUAAGAAAAUGGUUGGUAUGACACGUGUAAAUUAGGUUUUCCAGAUGCUGCAGAUUGCUCCGGUAUUUUGCGCGUUGUCCCAUGUUCAGCGUGCUUAGUGCGGGUUUGCAUUUCACUUCUCACCGUCGAAUCGAUUCGAAGUGAGAUGCAAACGACAACGACUGGUUGCAACGACAACCACACUGUAAUCACAUUGCAGUGUGGUUGUCGUUGCGUCACAAUGGCGCAAUGCUAACCCGCACUAAGACUGCUGGUUUCAAUUUUGUGUCCUGGAAUUCACAAAUAUUAGAUAGCUUUUGUAAAAAAAAAUUUUUUUCUUUUAAAGUCAGCCAUGUCGAGCCAAAUAUAGUUUAGCGCUAAUAUAAACAAACAAAUUAGGUACAUCACUAUGUUUUUAUUUAUUUGACACAAACAGUCAUAAAAAACAAAUUACACAAAUUUACAGUAGGUACAGUUUUUGUAGCUUGGGAGUCAUUAUAACCUAAUUUUAAACGACUUAUUUCUGUGCUCACAAUGCUGCUCGCCAAUCGAGAUAGGUACAGACUCACGCCUAGUUUAAUGGCGUGAUGGCUGAAGGAUGGAUCUCAAACUCAAAUAUCCUUAUGUAUAACUGUGUAGUACAAGAUACAGAUGGCUUAUACAAUAAUUUAGUUUCAACAGUUUACCCUUACAGGCAUGCAAUAUUAGCGUUAAGUUACACUUCUAAUAUUAUACAUACUAUGUUCUACAUAUGGGUAUGUAUAGUACAGUCAACAGCACAUCAAGUUAGCCUGCAUGAACAUUUAUGACCAACCAACAAUGCACUUUUGUUAUUUGUAAGAAACUGUCAAUAAAUAUAUUUUUUUUUACAGUUUCUGAAUGAUAGAACAAACAGUGCGUGUCGACACUGUUUUAAGAAAGUGAAAAAUAAAUAAUAAUGAAGGAAACGGAUCUUGGUAGUUUAAAAAAUGGAUCUGACACCAAAGAGGAUUUCAUUUGUGGCCUGACCAGGAAAAAUUAGGCCUGGACUAACUGGCAACCCUAAUGUUAAAGGCCAGUAAUAUUAACUAUAUUUUUGGCGGGGUCCAAAACUAAUGACAAGAUGUGAAUUUAAUUACUGAAAUGAAACGUAUUGUUGACGCUUUAAAAUGUAUUAUUAAUACAUUUUAUAAUACAUAUUUAAGAUUGUUCAUUACUUUAACAACAAUAUAUGAAAUAAUUUAUAAUAAGUAUAUUUGAUCUGUAAAAUUUCUCAGCCAUUGAACCCAAACAUAGAGUAAAAGUUGUAUUUUUACCAAAGAUCGUAUUUUAUAGGUAUUUUUUGUGAAAAUCUGUCAAAAUAAAAAUUGUGUUUAAAAAUAAACGUGCCUUAUAUAUAGAGGUAAAAUGUUUAUCGAAAACAAACUAGAUCAGUUUUGAAAGGUUUUCAAUAAACGAAUAAGUAUAUAUGAGUUGCAUUAAAAAUUAUAAUGUGAGGGAUAUAUAUAUUUUGACACAUUUUCUUGAUAAAUCUGGUUAUUAAAAUAGAAAGAGUAUUAAGUAUAUAAAGUUUUAUAUAUAUUUAUAAGUUUAUAGUGGAUAUAUAAUACAAUAGAUAUAUAUUAGAAUCACGCACAAUAACAGAAAACAUUUAUUUGUCCAAUAUACGUUUGUUUUAUAGGUCUAUAGGAAUCUAAGAAUAUAGUAUAUUUGUUCUGGGCUUUAUAUAUGCCAUUAAUAUAAUAUGUCUUCUGUUCAUUUCAUUUUCAUUAUUUAUUCAAGUGGGUUUCAAUAUAUAUCGUCGGCUGGCGUAAAAUAUUUUGUAAAUAACUCAUAUUGUUAAGAAUACUAAUUUAAUAACGUUCUGUAGAUUUUCAUAUUAAAUAACAUUGAAAAAUAA